Molecule: messenger RNA, 1261 nt
Organism: Dermacentor andersoni
Lineage: Eukaryota; Metazoa; Arthropoda; Arachnida; Ixodida; Ixodidae
Product: sulfotransferase 1B1-like
Molecular function (GO): sulfotransferase activity
Source: RefSeq, a predicted model, not a curated record
CCAGCACUAUUCCGCGAGUGAUUGCUUGUGAAGAGAGCUGGGCGAAACGUUGUUGCUAAAAUAAUUACGCGAUUGAAAAUCUCCUUCCUUUGGUCAUCCGACAAACUGACUGAGACACUUUGGAAUUACUUUUUUUUCCCAGUCGUCCACACACCCCUGAGUAAACUGCUUGGUUAAUCAUUUGCCCAUCAGACCCUGACGAGAAGGUAAUAUGGACCAAGAAUCAUAUCGGUUCGUCGAAGGCGUAUGGAUGCACAACUUCUUUCGAGAUGAAAACAUCCACUCAGCAAUUCAUUACAAGCCCCGGCAAGGUGACAUUAUCGUUGUGACGUACCCCAAAACCGGAACCAACUGGGUAGUGCACAUUGUUUACAACAUUCUGUCACGCGGCAAAGAGCUCCCGAACGUUGGUGAGUUUAGCCUCAUGUGUCCAUUCAUUGACAUUACUGGUGCCGGACCUGCUGAGGAUCCAUCGAGGACAGGACCCAUUUCGACACAUCUCCCGAUGCGAGUUUUUACACCCGUGGACAACGCAAAGUACAUAUAUGUCGCCAGGAAUCCUUACGACUGUGCCGUGUCUUACUUCCACUUCCUGAAAGGAUUUACUCCAAAGACGGUCACCGACGUUUCCUUCGAAAGAUACUUACCCCUUUUUUUAUCCGGCAAGGUAAUUUACGGUGACUAUUUUGACCACCUCUUGCCGUGGUACGAGCGGAGAAACGACACAAAUGUACUUUUCCUUACCUACGAACAACUGAAGGAGGACACGAGAGCUCAAGUGCUCAUGAUUGCCGACUUCCUCUCGGUGGAACACGGUGCUGCGCUGCGUGAAGACAGCGUAAUUCUGCAGAGGGUGCUCGACGCCUGCAGUCUAGAAAACAUGAAAGUCUUCUUCAGCGACAAGCCGACGAACAGAGUGAAAAAAUUGGUCGAAAGCGCGUUUAAGAAAUCUGCUUCAUUUGAAAUGUUGAAGAACAUUCCAACGGAAGCUGUUGAGAUGCACGAGGGUGCUGGGUUCGUGCGUAAGGGAAUUGUGGGUGACUGGAGAAACCACUUUACACAGGAUCAGAUUGAACAAAUGAAAGCCUGGAUAGAUAAAAAGACACAAGGAAGUGACGUAAUGAAACUGUGGAAUGAGUGCGAUCUGCCUUAGAUGUUUAUAGGUUGUUUAGUGGUUUUCGAUUCAAGAAACAGCUGAAGUGAAAAGGGCAUGUUUGUGGCUCCAGAUGAAAUGCAACAAUAAAACCUACAUAUUUGUGUA